ACAGAGAGAGACAGAGAGAGAGAGAGACAGAGAGAGAGAUGCUGAAACUGACUCUGCUCUCGGCCUAUCAGAGCAUCCGCCUCACCUCCUCCUUGCAUCUGGGCUCUGUGAUUGGCUGGUUGGAGAGAGUGAGAGAGUGAGAGAGUGAGAGAGUGACAGGAGAGAAGAAGCAGAAGCAGAAGCUGUCAGAUGAGGACAGCUCUGCUCUCCACACCUCCGUCUCUCUCUCUCUCUCAGUUUCUCUGUAGCCUCGCUCGCCCCUCUCUGCUUCAGCCAGCGCUCGCUCGCCCGUGUUGCUUUCUGUUUGAGAGAGAGAGAGAGAGAGAGGAGGUUUACUGCGAUGGACCUGCUGCCCACCGACUGCUAUUACUGCUGCUGUUUACACCGCGGCAUCAUGGGAGCUGUAGUCUCCUCUGCAGUGCAGGAGCACAGCUGAUUGGCCCGGGGAUUGUGGGUUAUCAGAGUUUGGAGAUGUGAGCUGGUGGGCGGACGAGGCUCACCAAACUCUCUCUCUCUCUCUCUCUCUCUCCUGUAUCUGAUCUGUUCAUCUUUCCUUCCCUCCCUGUUCUUCUUCUCUUUCUUCUUUUUUUUUUAAAUCACUCAAUUUUUCUGUGCGAGGAAAAGUCAGGAUGGGUUGUCGUCUCACUCGGACCAAGGCCAAGACUCAUGAACCUUCUCAUCACCGACACCGAGAGGAGCUGCACUUUGUGGACGAGUAUGGCCAGCCAAUCACUAUGCAGGUGGAGGGGAGAAGGGGGCGUGGCCACAGGCGGCGGCAGUCUCGUUGUGCGAUGGAGUGCAGCGCUCCAACAGAAAGACACUGGGAGACCCUGAGAGUCAUGGGACUGAUGGAGGGAGACGAACGCCAGGGAGACAGCUACAGUGCAGGGUCGGUACUCUUGGAGCAAUGGGACAAAGACAUGAUGCCUUACUAUGGUCACAUGACCGUGUCACCUGACCUAUACUCCACCAGUAGUCGCAUGAUGAUGUCGCCUGAUAUCUAUCCACCCAAUGGCUACCUGCCAAGACUGUCGAAUGACCAGCACCCGGGUCAUACCUACCUGCCCAGUGUCUCCUACAGUUUGGAUCACCUGGACAGACUGGACUACCAGGUUCCAGAAAUGUUGCCCUACCAGCCUAACUCCGAGAGCUGUCUGAUUGGCUGCUACAACACAGAAGAGAUGGAGCCAAAGGAUUUCAGCAGACAGUCCGACUAUCGUCCUCCUUGGAGGUCUGAUCGUUUUCUUGGAUACCUUCCCCUGAGUGAGCUUGACAGCGGGCUGGGAUGUGGCCCUGACAGCCCACACCACCGGGUGGCGUUCUCCGAGGCCGAGACAGACGCCAUGUCAUCGCUGCCAGGACACACCCCUUCCUCCCAAGGCUCCUCCUCUUCCUCCGAGUCCCUGAUCUCCUCCGAACCCAGCGACUCAGGCUUCCACAGCGUCAGCACCGGGGAGCACCGACGACUGCAUAAGAUUCAUGGAAGCCACGCCCACCGACAGACCCACCAUCUCCGUUCAGGCCACUCCCCUCGAGAGCAGAGAGGACGCUGGGAUUUGGAGUCCAUCCCUGAGACAACCCCAAUGACUCACUCUGGAGCGCCACAGGCAUCCCGCUGCACUGUGGGUAACAGCACGACCACAACAGUUCACUUCCACAGAGCCGAGAGGAGUCCCACCUUACCUCGCCACCGCUCGCCACCUUCUCCUUCUGUUGGUUGCCGUACUGAGCCCUGCCAGCGGAGGGCGCUGUGGUUGGAGCAGCAGCAGGGAGGAGGCAGGUUGAUGGAGGCUCCAGGGAGGAGUCGAACAAUAACAGAUUUGACCGAAGGACAGCGCCGCCGCAGGGCGAGUCACCCCAUCGUGACAAAUCCAGACCGACAGAACAGCCAACCGGAUACAAGCAGCAACACGAUGGGGCCGAGGAGCAGGGCCAGUUAUCCCAGUAACUGCCACCCCACCAGUCACCUCAGCAUAGACAGAACCAGUCUGCCCAGUCAUCAGAAUGCACUGAGAAACAGCCAGGGAGCAAACCGGAGCAGAGAGGAGGAGUCCCUCUCCAAGAGUCCUGGGUCCGGCUCCAGUGGAGCAUCAGACUGGCGCGGCUUUCAGACCCUCGGGAAUCGUACCGGCAACUCUAAAGGUUCCUCUGUUCCCUUCUACAGCACACUGGGAGCGCCACAACGUAGCCCUCACUCGCCACCCUCUCCCCGCUCCAGACUGUCCAAUCAGAAGUCAGUCAGGAACCAGCUGCUCAGAGCCCGAGCCUACAGAUUGGCCAGGGAACGCAGUGAGGUCACGACGGACGAGGAGGUGCGAGGCGAUGGAGAGCGAGAAGGCGAUGAGGACGGAGAGGACGGGCGGUGGGCGGGGCGAUACUGGAGCCGGACCGAAAGGAGACGCCACCUGGCGUUGUCGCGACAACACAGAGAGAGGAGAGUUGGAGCGGAGGAGCAGGCCGGCGGACUCCAGGGGGCGCUGUCGUCUCAGACGGUGCUGGAGCUGAGUCACAUGAAGCAGAACCGACUGAGGAACAGCAAGCUGCUCGAUGAUUGGACGACUGUGGAGGAGCUGCUGACUCACGGGACACGGGUGGAGAGCGACAGUCAGCUCUGCCCCAGCCCUCUGUUAUCGGUUACUACUGUCUGAUGGGAAGAACCUCUGACACAGACUCCGGUCCAGAUUCAUUCAGAGUGCUGACAGAGGGCAUGAAUCUACUGAUCAUCAUGUUUACCAUCUGUCCUCCAAGUCUGUCCAAGAAUUCCAGUCACAGUCUCAUGUCCCUUGAAAACUUGCAAGCUAGGGAGCUCAUUAGCUGUAAUUACUUAAUUUAAUCAGUCUCAUUGAAAUCUUCAGGGGACGUGGGCAAAAAUCCAAAAUCCAUGUGCACAAAAAAACUACCUGGUGUGCAGCAGGAACGAAACCCUAUAUCAGCUUAGGUGGUUUGUGAUUAACAUAACCACUACGAAACAAUCAGAAAGCUCCCUCUCCUUAAACCACAGACCGAGUCAGACUCAGACUUAGAAGGUGGUUCAUGAAACAAACCAAACCAGAACACAACAGGUAGAGUCAUAGUCAUAGUUUGGUCCAUGAGUCCACCUGGAGCGCGCUCAGUUUCAGUCACAUUUCAGAUGGUUAGCAGGAUAGUUUCCGGUGUCUCUUCCAUAGAUCCAAAAUCUCUUUUUCAAUAAGACCAGAAUCCCGACCACACACACCAAAAGUGCGACAAUCAAAACAAGAAGCGACUGGAUUUAUACUCUGAUUUAAAGUCUGAUUCCAUUCUGACUCUGUGACGUUAAAAUAAAAACACACCUUCAGGCCCCAUAUACUCUAAAAUGGGAGAUAAAUCUGUGCCACAAUCUUAAUGAAUCUGGAUCUCAGUCGUGUUGUUUAAUAUCUGUCUCUGCAAAGGGUCAGAAUUAGAAGAAUGAUGUAGGAACGUCAUCAAAGCUACCAAGGAAAAUGACCAACAAAGUUUUCUGCAGAAAAGGUUGAACUGAAUACAAAUCAUAAGUAUGACAAUCGAACCAACCUCAGAGAAACAAAGCCAACACAUCGUCUGACAAGAACCUCGAUUGCUGAGGUUUGUAACGAAGCUUCAGACUGUGCAGCGUUCACAGACUCACUGAGCGGACCGGACGGUUUCUUCACACCGGACCGCCUGUGACUGAAAUAUCAGCGAUCGGUGAAACAGUGUCUCCAUCUCCUUUUUCUGGAUUCUCUGCCUUGUUUCAGUCUCUGUGCCAUAAAAACGAGGAGAGGUGGACGCUGUGUUCACUCUCAGCUUGUUGGAAGGAUUUCUGCACCUUUAUGAUCAAACAGCCUCGAAGACACUGGUGUCCACUUUGUCCGGUUCCUCCUGAGUGAUAUGUGUAAAUAAAUGAACUGGGUUUGUAUCUCUGAAGACUUCUGCUGCGUUUAGUGGAUUUAAAGAUCCGUUAGAGGGUGAACGUUGGUCUGUUGCUCCGCAUGUCAUAAAUCAGAAAUCACCAUGUUUGUUCACUUCUGUGCUGAGAGUUACAUGAGAAGAUCGAUUAUAUCUGUAGGUGAAAUAUGAAGCUACAACAAAUACAGUUACUUUAGCAUACAGACUGGACACAGCGAGCCCGACUAGAAGAAAGUCCUUGUAAAACUUGGAACGUUGUUUUUGCCGUUUGGUUUCUGUGUCGAUUAAACAAACGACAUAUCAGACGUUGAUCAUAAAUCUUUCCAUGAUAGUUUCCUUCAUUCUGUAAAGCUGCAUUUGUCUCUUCACACUGAUACAACCUUUGAUAAUAUUAAUGAUGAGGCUGCUAUUACAAAAAGUGUUUGCUGCCUGAGGUGAGAAAAUAUGAGAAAUAUCAGAUAAAUCUGUAAUGUAUGCACUGACACCGAUAUCAGCUGCACCAAUCGAUAUAUCGGCUGGGUCUAGUUAUUUAUGGAGCUUUAGAUGGAAACAUCUGAUUCACCUCAUGAGCAGCCAGGCUGGAUGUCUGCAGACUUUGUGCUAAGCUAAGCCAAAGCGCUCCUGAAUGCAGCUUCCUGUUGUGGUGUCGAUCUUCUCAUGUCAACUCGCAUAUUUCAUAACACACCGAACUGUUUGUGACUCGGUACAUAUCAGCAACACUUCAACCAAACGAUGGAACUUUUUAAAACUUUCAUCCAGAUUCUGUCAAAGAUUCUUCAGCAGGAGCGUUCACACAGACAUGCUGCUACGAGCCGAUAUGAUUUCAGCUUACGGAAAUGUUCAUCGGGGUUCAAUGUUACGAUGUGAUAACGUGUUACAUGAGGAAACUGUUCAAUGCAAUUUUGUUAAAAAAAGAAGAUGUCAGUUUAUUUUCAUAUUCUAUCGAGGUUUGGAAGAAACGAAGACCUGAAGAGUUUUCAGGUCACAAAGUUUGACUCGUGAAAUGAAUUUAUUUCUUUUCUAAACUGUGUGUGUGUGUGU
Messenger RNA from Larimichthys crocea (large yellow croaker), 4926 nucleotides. RefSeq lists its product as uncharacterized. The transcript has 6 exons. Bases 630 to 2648 code for a protein of 672 amino acids. The record is from RefSeq and is a predicted model, not a curated record. NCBI's taxonomy places the organism in Eukaryota, Metazoa, Chordata, Actinopteri, Sciaenidae.